AGUUUUUUGUUAUUUCCAUUUGUAUUCGUCUUUUCAUAUCAUUUUUUGUUGCCUUAAUUUAAAACUUCACAUAAAAUGCUCUCACAGUCAGUGAUAAUCAGACUGUUUUGUCUGAGUUUCAGUGCAAUUGCGGCCAACGCUCACCUGCCAUACGAACCGGUUCUCAUUGAGAGCCGACCGCCACCCCUACCCAUCUAUGGACCGCAGAUCCCGAUCGUCGCCGCUUCGGUCAAAUCGCCGCCAGUUGUGGCCGCAGUGAAGGCACCCCUUCCGCACGUUCACGUGCCGCUCCCACCCGUACAUCGCGCCCGAAUCGGUGUCAAAACUGUGUUCCGUCCGCCGCCACCCGCCCCUCAAGUCGUCCAACAGGUCGCCCAACCCUACGUCCAACCCGUCUCUUUCAACAUAGAGCAGCACGAAUUGGUGGGAGUACCCGAACCCUAUAACUUCAACUACGAACACAAGGACGACACCGGAAACGGUCAGUAUAGACGAGAAUCCGGUGAUACCAAUGGCGUUGUCCGCGGUUCGUACGGAUACACCGAUGCCUACGGUUUGUACAGAAUUGUCGAUUACGUGGCCGAUAAGGAUGGCUUCAGAGCGAGUAUCCGAACAAAUGAGCCUGGUCUGAAUGAGCCGCACCCCAUCUCUGGCACAGUGCCAAACCCCGCCGAUAUCACUUUGGCCGCUGAGGAGACUCCGGGCCGAGUGAAAGAUCUCAUUAGAUUGGCUCCGAUUAAGCAGUGGGACGGACAGGGAAGACAUAUCCGAGCGCCCGCUUCUAAUAGUGUCGACAAUAAAUAUGUGUCCAGAGAUUAGACACUCUUUUUAUAUAACUAUUAAUUAAAAUUAUUAUUUUUAUAUAAAUCAUAUGAUUGUUC
This is a messenger RNA of Medioppia subpectinata, 881 nucleotides long. Lineage: Eukaryota; Metazoa; Arthropoda; Arachnida; Sarcoptiformes; Oppiidae. The record is from the annotation of a GenBank genome assembly.